Molecule: messenger RNA, 714 nt
Organism: Zasmidium cellare ATCC 36951
Lineage: Eukaryota; Fungi; Ascomycota; Dothideomycetes; Mycosphaerellales; Mycosphaerellaceae
Exons: 3
Coding region: 1-714 (237 amino acids)
Source: RefSeq, a predicted model, not a curated record
AUGAUCGUCCUCCACCACCUUGGGAUCUCCCAAUCCGAACGCAUCACCUGGCUCCUCGAAGAGCUCCAACUCGAAUACAAACUGGUCAAGCACACGCGAGCACCAGCCCUGGCACCCGACUCUCUCAAGAAUAUCCCCGGCAACAACGCCGGCAAGAGCCCCUUCAUCGAAGACCCCGAUGCUGGAAUCACGUUAUCCGAGAGCGGUGCCAUUACCGACUACAUCAUCUGGAAAUAUGGCAAUGGCCGCUUGGCAUUGAAACCAGACAACAAGAACUUCUCGGAGUAUCUGCACUGGAAAGAUUUCUCGAACGCGACUUUGCAACCCGCGAUGCUCACCCUCAUGUUCCUAAAAGCCGCGCAAAUCAGCGAAGAGAACCAAAUGCUCGGCUUCGCAAACCAGCGCCUCCACGAAGCCUUGAAGCUGAUGGACGACCGAUUGAAAGACAGCAAGUGGCUUGCAGGCGACGAGUUCACUGCGGCAGACACCAUGAGCGUGUAUCCCGUGACUACGCAACGAUACUGGGGUCCUCAAGUCAGCUUGAAAGAGUACCCCAACCUGUUACGAUGGCUGAAGGACUGCUCGGAGCGUCCGGCGUAUCAGAAGGCGAUGGAGAAGGGCGAUCCUGAUAUGAAGUUGUUGAUUGGAGCCGAAGCCCCGGGGGAGAGCCUCCUGGCAGCAGGAGGGUCCGAGAGCAGUAUCUGGAAGAAGUGA